Messenger RNA from Anguilla anguilla (European eel), 2308 nucleotides. RefSeq lists its product as uncharacterized. Bases 1359 to 2171 code for a protein of 270 amino acids. The record is from RefSeq and is a predicted model, not a curated record. The transcript is spliced from 4 exons. NCBI's taxonomy places the organism in Eukaryota, Metazoa, Chordata, Actinopteri, Anguilliformes, Anguillidae.
UUGGUUUGCCCCAGGAAGUGAGUUGGAAGUAGUUGGAAAAGUUUGUUCUGUGUAUUAGCGUUUGUCUGUUAAAUCGGUUUACUUUGUUAUUUUUUGCAACCUCAUUUUGUUUAAGCGUCCGUUUUAGAAUUUAUUCGUCAACCCCCCAGCAGCAUUUGCUGCUUGGGGGACUGUCUUGCACGUUAAAUGUUUCGGAUGGAUAUAAUGGCAACGAACACUGGUCAGCAAUUGACUACGAGCCGGAUUACGGAGAAAAUUAAUGAAAGAGAGGAAGGAUGCGGAGAAACGGACAGACAAAAUGUGAAUGACAAAGGAAAGAACACCGACAAUGAGAAUGGACACGGAAUAAAUAAACGGAAAGACGGCGAACAACAAAGAAACGGAGGAAUCCAAGGAGAAGAGAGAAGGAAAUAUGACAGAGCUGACAGUGGAAGUGGAGGUGGAAGGAACGGAGGAAAUCUCCAUGAUGGACAUACUACGAGAAGUAAAAAAAGAGUGCGGAGAAGUCACAGGCUGUCGAGUGAGAGGAAUGGACCAAGCAAAACAGAAACUAAUGGACGGAAUUAAAGUUAAAGGAGCGAUGGUUUUCGCGAGAGACAUCGUUAACAAGGACAUGGUAGUCUCAUUUAUUAACCUACCAGUCUAUUUAGAGGAUGGGAAAAUAAUAACAAAAUUAGAAGAGUGGGGGGUUAAACCAUUAUCGACAAUUAAACGGAGAAAGUGGCCGGGAACAGACAUUGCGGACAGAACAAGAUUUUUUAAAAGUACGCUUCAACGAGCAGGUACGUUCACUCAUUUAGUCCACGAAAUUUGAGACGCUGAGAGGCACGGAAUAUUUUAGGGUGAUUCACGACAGACAACUACGGGUUUGCAGACUAUGCAUUCAACCUGGACAUAUAUUCAGAGACUGUCCGGACUUUAAAUGCUUUAAAUGUGGAGAGAAGGGGCACUACACGAGAGAGUGCGAGAAACGGAAGGAGGCAGAAAGAGAAGAGAAGAGAAGCAAGAGGAGAGCAAAAGACGGCGACGAAAAGAGAGAGAAAGAACACCGGGACGGAAAAUCAGCCGAUGAAAUGGAAAACGAUGCGCAAGAGGAGAAAAAUAAAGACGUGGACCUAGACAGCGAAAUGGAACGGAGAUACGAGACUGCGGGCAACCGUGAGGGCGGGGAAGGGGACGGCGAUGAAGAGGAAGAGAUGGAACAGAUGGGAGAAAGUGAGGAAAGCGGAGAAAGAGAAGAUGACGAUGAGGAGAGUUUUAACAGAAGGGUGGCGAAACAGGCGAGAGAAGAAAACAGCAGAUUGCAGAUUCAAAGAACAAAAAAUGAAGAUGAGAGAGGAAAUUAAAGAGAAAAGACCAUGGAAAGAAACAACUAUAUCCCAGAAACUGGCUGCAAAAAAGAAAGGCGGACAAAGAUAGAGCACGAGAAGAAAGAAAGAAAGGACUGCGAGUUGGUGUUGUCGCUGAUGAGGACAGGAGUGGAGCGACGUUUCUUCCUGCAGGGCAGGGAGCCUACGUGUCCAGUGAGAGGGCUGGCACUAGGCCAAGCAGGAAAGAUUUGGAAGGAGGUGGCCCACCCGGACCUGCUGAACCGCCAUCGGGACCUGGCCUGGCAGGUGGCGCACGGGGUCCUCCCUGUACGAGCAGUAAUGCACAGAAGAGGGAUGUCAAGAAUUGCAGUGUGCCCUAGAGAUGGCUGUGGCUAUGAAGAGCCAGUGCGGCACCUCCUGUGGGACUGUGAGGCGGCCCAGGCCCUCUGGAAGGAGGUGUGCCCUCUGCUCCAGCACCUGUACCUGCACCCAGGGAUAACACUAGACUGCCAGCUGGUCUUAUAUGGGACAAAAGGAAAAAUAAAAGCAAAUGCGUGGACUCAAGCAUGGCAGGUGGUGAACUGCACAAAAGAGGCCCUGUGGAAGGCAAGAUGCCUGCUGGUGCUGGAGGACAAAUUACUGAAGAAGGAACAAAUGAAGAGGGUGGCCUGGGCCGCAGUAAAAGAAUACAUGUUCCGAGACGGUCGACGGAAGGGACAGGAGGUGGCCAGGUCCAGGACUCCCAUUAUGAUGGGACAGCAGGUAAGGAGUGAAGGCAGUUGUUUAAAGACACGUCCUGCCCUGCACGAAAGCAUAGUGUCUAAUUUUAUUGGGAUUGCUUUUAAAAUGUAUGUAAAAUAAAUUUAUUGGAAUGGGAUGGAGUUUUGGAAGAUUUUGGAGUGUGUUGUGCAUGGAAAAUGGUUUGUGUUUUUAAAAUAUAAUGUUUUAUUUGGAAUUUGUAGAAAUUGAGUACAUUUAGAUUGUCAUCAAUUUUAAAU